Molecule: messenger RNA, 2529 nt
Organism: Solea senegalensis (Senegalese sole)
Lineage: Eukaryota; Metazoa; Chordata; Actinopteri; Pleuronectiformes; Soleidae
Product: stonin-1
Exons: 4
Coding region: 305-2401 (698 amino acids)
Biological process (GO): clathrin-dependent endocytosis; regulation of endocytosis; synaptic vesicle endocytosis
Cellular component (GO): synaptic vesicle; AP-2 adaptor complex
Molecular function (GO): clathrin-cargo adaptor activity
Source: RefSeq, a predicted model, not a curated record
AGUAAUCACAUUUCCGACAGUCACGAACGCAUCACGGCUCAGUUCAUUCCUGCACUGUCCCGCUGGAGGACGAGGACAGUCUGAAGUCUGGAGUCGGGAGAAAAAGCACCACUGUUUAAACUCCCAGGAUUUACACUCUGCCAUUUUGAACAAAACCGGCCCGACAUCGAGAGUUCAGACUCGUCCAACUAAGUCAUGACCUGAAGGACUGAAGCUCUGCUGAGAAGAUCUUGAAGUGGAGGAAAAUUAAUCCAGCAAAAGGGGAAGUGUUUUUCUCUCUCUUUCGGACUGGACGUCUUCAGCGAUGUGUUCGACCAAUCACUCAAACUGGGUCACCUUUGAAGAUGACAGCACACCACUCUCAUCGCCUCAGAAACCGCUACAGUCACCGGGGCUUAUCAAAGCAGCAGUGCCACGUCCCAAUGGUUUGAAGUUAGUGCUUCCACCAAUCAGAGACACAUCCUGGAGCUUCAGUCCUUCCCUGGAAUCACCUCAAAGCAGUGGAAGUUCCUCAGUGAAGUGUAACACACCCUUUUGUACUCCGGUGAGUGGGGUACCGAGCAGCGUGUCCCCAGUUCACUCCAACGUGUGGGAAAAGAAUAACUUCUUCCGCAGUUCGUCCAGCACAUCUGCCACCUCUGCACCUGGGGCCCUAAAUCAAAAUUCAGAUGGACCAACCCCCUUUCCUUCCUUCCAGGGGAACUCAGGACACUAUAACCCCUUCUGGGAUGGAAGUAGACUCAAUGCAGAUGCAGACAGUUCCUCCUCAGACUCAGAAUGUGACAACAGCCUACCACGUUUCUUCAUUCGGACCAAAGACGGCAGCGAACCUCCACGUGACCAACUCCAGAACUCCUUCUCCUACGUUUGCCAAAAGCUGGAAGACCUACGAACAGAAACAGACAAUGGAACAGAGAAAAAUGGUGGAGAGAGGCGUCUUAGUUGCAAAGAUGAGGUAUUAAGUGAGGAUUCAUCUCCCUUUGUUCCUCGGGGUCUGUUUCGUAGCCAGAAAAGAGAUGGGUGGUCUGUCUUGCUCAGGAUUCCUGAAAAAAAGAACCGCAUGUCCUCUCGACAGUGGGGGCCGAUAUACCUCCGCUUGUUGCCGGGAGGCGUGCUGCAGAUGUACUAUGAGAAAGGGCUGGAGAAGCCAUACAAGGAAUUCCAGCUUCUCCCUCAGUGUAGGCUCUCGGAUCUUAAACUGGAAAGCUACGGUGAGCCCCGCAAAGUUCUCACUGUCAAGGUGGAGCAUUUCUCCUACACAGAGAAGAAACGCUUUCACCCGAAGUUGGAGGUUAGUCACGAGGCAGAGAUGGAGCAGCUGCUCAAGUUUGGCUCGACAGUGCAUGAUGACAUGGAGGACCUGGUAGUCUCCAUGGAAGAAGAGAUCUCAAAACUGUGUAUGCCCCACCAGCAGAGACGGCACUACGAGGAGCAGGAGCUGUCGUUGCAGAUCACUGAUCAUAUCUGGGUACAACUUGAUAAGUCUGGAGGAGUCAAAGAACGGACAGCCUUCACCCAGAUUCACUGUUUGGCUUUUCUCAACGGAGUAGCGGACUGUUUUCUUGCCCUCAAUGAUCUCGGGCUGCUACACUUAGACUCAAGCUACGGUUCUGAGGAGGGCAGUGAACUCUGGAUGGAGAUAGCCGACUGUCAUUUUCACAAAUGUGUGAACGAGGCAGAGUUUCACAGAUCCCGGCUGAUUAAGUUCUCACCUCCUGACGCCUGCAGAGUGGAGGUGAUGCGGUUCAAGACGACAACUUUGGGUUGCACAGAGAUCCCUUUCUCAAUCAAAGCUGUAGUCACAGUUCAAGGGGCCUAUGUGGAGCUCCAGGUCUUUCUCAACAUGUCAGCGGCCUUCUUUUCCUCUGUCAGGGAGUCAGACCGGUACCCACUUUGUGAGAAUGUAGUGAUCCGUGUGCCAGUGCCAGGCAACUGGGUCAAAGUGACACAAACGGUGGCCUUGCUGCGACAGAGGUCACUGAAGGCCCGCAUGAACAGAAACGCCUGCCUGGGCGCCGUUACCAAAGCAGAUUCACAGCCAGUCAUGCAGGUGUCAAUCGGCUCUGUCAAGUAUGAGAGUGUAUAUUCAGCCAUAGUGUGGAGGAUCGAGAGACUGCCUGCCAAAAAUGCCGCAGUGGAUCAUCCCCAUUCACUCUCCUGUAAGCUAGAGCUGGGAUCGGAUCAGGAGAUCCCAAAAGACUGGUACCCUUUUGUCACCAUGGAAUGUGAAAUAAUGGGCGCAGUUGUGUCACAGACCAGGGUGAAAUCCCUGGGCACUGUGAACGACAUUCAGCCACAGAAACAUUCAACCAGUUGGACACGCUACCAUUGUCAGCUGGAAGUUGAGAAGAAAUGGAUUGAAACAGAGUCAGAGAAACAAUCUGGUUGUAUGACACAGUGACGAUUAAAGAAGCACUGAAGAGGAUGUUUUUCUUUUGUGCCAAGACAUUUUUUGCCAAAAUCUUUUUUAUAUAUAUGUAUAUAUAUAUAUAUAUAUAUAUAUAUAUAUAUAUAUAUAUAUAUAGUAAA